This is a messenger RNA of Gorilla gorilla gorilla (western lowland gorilla), 4448 nucleotides long. RefSeq names its product synaptogyrin 1 (gene SYNGR1). The record is from RefSeq and is a predicted model, not a curated record. Gene Ontology annotation, cellular component: neuromuscular junction; synaptic vesicle membrane. The transcript has 4 exons. Bases 77 to 781 code for a protein of 234 amino acids. NCBI's taxonomy places the organism in Eukaryota, Metazoa, Chordata, Mammalia, Primates, Hominidae.
GGGGGCGGGGGCGCCGCGCACGCGCACGGGUCGGCGGCGCGCGCCGAGCGGGGGGCACCGUGCGGGUGCAGCCACGAUGGAAGGGGGUGCGUACGGAGCGGGCAAAGCCGGGGGCGCCUUCGACCCCUACACCCUGGUCCGGCAGCCGCACACCAUCCUGCGCGUCGUGUCUUGGCUGUUCUCCAUAGUGGUGUUCGGCUCCAUUGUGAACGAGGGCUACCUCAACAGCGCCUCCGAGGGGGAGGAGUUCUGCAUCUACAACCGCAACCCCAACGCCUGCAGCUAUGGCGUGGCCGUGGGCGUGCUCGCCUUCCUCACCUGCCUGCUGUACCUGGCCCUGGACGUGUACUUCCCGCAGAUCAGCAGCGUCAAGGACCGCAAGAAAGCCGUCCUGUCCGACAUCGGUGUCUCGGCCUUCUGGGCUUUCCUCUGGUUCGUGGGAUUCUGCUACCUGGCCAACCAGUGGCAGGUCUCCAAGCCCAAGGACAACCCGCUGAACGAAGGGACGGACGCAGCCCGGGCCGCCAUCGCCUUCUCCUUUUUCUCCAUCUUCACCUGGGCGGGCCAGGCUGUGCUGGCCUUCCAGCGGUACCAGAUUGGCGCCGACUCGGCCCUCUUCUCCCAGGACUACAUGGACCCCAGCCAGGACUCCAGCAUGCCUUACGCGCCCUACGUGGAGCCCAACACUGGGCCGGAUCCCGCCGGUAUGGGCGGCACCUACCAGCAGCCGGCCAACGCCUUCGACACCGAGCCCCAGGGCUACCAGUCGCAGGGCUACUGAGCCACAGUGACCGCCUGCCCCCGCCCCUCCCCUAUCUGUCCCCUCUCUCCACACCCAGCCCCUGCUCCUGCCCAGGCUGCCCUGCCCAGCGCCUCAUCAGCCUCUGCCUUGUCCCAGUGAGGUCCAGGGUAGCUCGGGGCAGGGGUGGGGCAGUCCAGUGUUGGGGACUGUCUACAUAUGUGCAAGUAUAUCCCAGGGCAUGUGCCCCGCAGGGGCCUAGAGGGUGGGGGCCAGGGGUAUUUGCAUUCAUACAUUGUGUCAUCAAGCAUUCCUUGAGCGCCUACUGGGCAUCCGGCCUGUGCUGGGCAUGGGUGGUGACAUUGGCAGAAAUGGCCACUGGAAAGGGGAGCGAUGAACUGUGGAGGAAGCCCUGGUGGUACCAGAGGCCAGAAUGGUGGGAAAGACAGACCCAGGUAAUGCUGGGAAGUGUGGCUACACCGUGGCUUGGUCAUAGGGUGAGUGUAAACACCCACAGGACAGUGGGGGCUGUCACCCUGCUCUGGCAGUCCUGCUAAGAGUGUCAGGGCCGUCUCCAUUUUAUGGUUGAGGAAACUGAGGUCUAGAGAGGUCAAGAUUACUUGCCCAGAAUCACUCAGGCAGCUAGUGAUAGAGGUGGGGCCAAGCCCAGGCUGCCCGACUGCAGACCACGUGCUCUUCCCUGGCCACCCACCUCCUCCCAUCCCCACGCUUGGGGCUUCCCUGCUCAGUGUUACUGUCAUUCUGGGAGGCCUUGGGGCCCUCAGCCCCUUGAGACACCCUGAUUCUGCUGCAAGCCAAGGGCCUGUUCUGCCCCAGCUGUUCCUCCUCCCCUGGGGACAGCCCCACCUCCGGGUCCCUCCACCCACAUCCCCCUGGUCCUACCCCUGGCCCUUGGCCUCCUCCAAGAGGGCUCACCCCAGGUGCUGCUCUGUGCUCUGCGUGUCCCACAGACACUUGUUCCAGGGGGCUCCAGCAAACCCCUUCGUGGUCUCUCAAAGGACUGAUCACUGUCCUUGCCUCUAGGAGGGCUCACUAAGCCCUUACCUAGGGCUGGGUGGACAACAAGGCACAGAUGAGAGUGUGACUGGCCCGAGGUCACGGUGAGUGAGUGGCAAAGCUGGCCCUGAUGCCUGGGUUUCUUGGCCCCAGCUGCCCAGCAGGUGCCUCGAUUCCCUGCCCUUGUGACCUCCCAGGAAACAGAACUGAUCUGGGACACUAUGUCACCUCUCCUCUCAUCUGGGGUCAGUCAGGGUUCGGGGGCUGCAGCAGCCAAGCGCAUGAGAGGUGUUUCCUUGGCCUUCCAGAAGGCCCACUGCGGAGCCAGCCUCCCUAUGGGAGGCAGAGCAGCAAGGACAGGGCUUUGGAAUCAGCCAAGUCGGUUCCUGGGCUGUAGCCGUGGAGAGACACUGCCCCCAGGGUGACACAGGCAAGAGCCCCUGAGGCAUGGGAGGCCCAGGGAAGACCAUGGGCUGUAGGGGAGAGUGUGGCAGGUGACCCAAAGGCCCAAAGAGGGCCGUGGGGCCUGAGGAGGUCAUAAUCUCUUCUGAGUUGGGGCAGGUCGAUUCUUGCACAAGGUGGGCUCUUCACUGAGCCAUAAGGGACAGGGAGGUAUGGGAGAGCGCUGGGGGCCCAUCCCCCUGUCCACCCAGUGUCCACUGGCCUGUCCUUCAGGGAGCAGAGCAGAGCAGAUGGUGGACAGGCCCAGUGCUGGGUGUUUCCACCACCAUCCCCCCGUUCCCCAUCUAAGAAUCCUAAGAGGCAGGCGAUCCCUCACCUGCUUACUCACUCAGCAGUUAUCCAGCCCCUGUGCUGGGGAUCCCAAGAGCAUGGGUGGUCCCUGCUUCGAUGGCCCCAAACCUGGGCCAGAGUUAAGGGAAAGAGGAGGAAGUCCUAAGCAGAGAAGUAGCACCAUUAUCCCCAUUUAACAGAAGGGAAACUGAGGCUCGGCAAGCAUAGGCGAGUUGGCAGUGGAACACGGAUCUUAACUCAGGUCUGUCCAAGUCCUCCCAAGGGACAGCAGUGAUGGAGAGGACCCCAGCCAGCUGAGUGACAGCUGGUUGUUGCUGACUUCAUUUUCCAAUCCAGGGAAGGGGCUCUGUCCACAGUCCCCUGCCGCCAGGUGGCCCAAAUUGGACCAGCAUGGGGGCAGGUUAUCUGUUGGCCUGAAAAGUGAAACCUGUAUCAGGCCAAAGGUGAGGGCGUGAGUGAGUGCAGGAGUGUUUAUGGCAGAGUGAAGUUCUGUGCCCACCACAAGAGGCUGUGAGAUGUUCUGACCCUCACCCACUGUCCACCAAAAGCCUCUCCUGCUGAUGGGCACUAGGAGACCUCAGGGUACUGCCCAUCUGUUUCUCCUUGGGUGCCAGCCAGCUGCUGGUGAUCCUCAGCCGGAGGGCAGGGUACCAGGUAAGCUUAACUCCAUCUUGGGUGUUUGUGACAGGCCCUGCCUGCCACCCUAGGCAGGGAAAGCUGUCAAGACUCCUGCCAGGAAUGGGGGUGCUGAGUCAUCUCACGAAGAAUCCCUCACUCUUCCCGGGUUCAGCCCAGAAGCCCUCCCAGGCAUGAUCUUCCCCAUCAGGCUGGGCUCUGGCAGGGACCUGCCCAGGAUGGAGAUGAGAGAGGGUGAGAGAUGGAGGGCGAGAUUUGGAUGGGACCAGGGCUCCUGACUCUGCCCCGGAAGGUUCAUGGGGAAGCUCGCUCCUUCUGUUGGCAGAGGACAGCCCCUGGGGAACCCCAGGCCCAACUCUGUCUGGUAUCCCUUUUCCUCCCAGCUGCCCUCCCCUGCUUCUCCCUUGCUCCCAAAGCUUUCCUUGGAGAAGGGCCCUCCUGCAGCUGGACCCUGCAGGGUGGCUCCCUCCUCCCCAUCAAGCACAAGAGAGGGCCCAGGAAAAAAGGUUUCACAUAAGUGUAGAGUCGCAAGGACUCUUAGAGUCGGCAGAGUCUGGGGUAGGGAGACAGCGGCUUGUCCAAGGUCAAGCACAGAGGGAGAGGUUCAGGAGUCAGGUCUUCUUCCUUCUGAGUUGGCUCAUCCUGGCCAGUCACAGACUGUCCUGCCUGCACGGCUCCUAUCUACCUGGGGGUGUCGCAGUUGAGGGGCUAAUUCCCAGGGGACUGACGUUAGUUCCCUACUCCAUCCUUCCCUGGUGAUUCUUGAUCUUCAAAGCCUCGGGGAUCCCAGGUUUCCCCAUGUAACUGAGACCCCCUGCCUGUUAGCCCUGGGAGACCCCCAACCUUGGCCCAAGACCCCUUUGAUUCUCUAAGGAGCACGAAAGGGGGAAUGCCCCUCCCAGGAGUUUAUGGGAGAAGGGACUGGGCCGGCUGCCUCCCAGCGAUGCACUUGACCUGACACUCCCCAUGUCCUGGUGCGCACAGCCCUUGUCGGUGCCCCGGCCCCUCCCGCAGCAUUACUGCCUGUGUAUAGUAUAAAUAUAUAUAUUUUCUAUAUAUAAGAUGUAUAAUAUAAGGCUCCACAAAUAUAUCUGUGUGUGUGUGUGCGUGUGUGUGCGGUGAAGGGCGGUCCCCAUCCUGGGCCCCCACUCUAGACCCCCCCACCACCUGGUUAAGUCUUGAGUGAAUCCAGUGGCCCCGUGGCACCCUCCUUUAUGACAUCCAUCCAUCUGUGGUGAACCAAGUGAAGGUGGUGACUUCUGGUGACAUAGUAAUAAAGUGAAGACUCAGAACCCACCAGCGA